AUGACGCAAGGACAUACGCCAUACUUCUACAUGAACCCAACUUUUCAUAUCGUCCCAACGUUGACUAUAUAUAACACGUAUUUUGUGCAAAAUCUUAACCCACUUGGUGGUAUAGUCAUUACAGCAUUGGACGUUGGACGGGGUUUCAUUACUGAAUUGGUUCAAGUCAGGAUGUCGCACGAAAAUUAUAAAGCGAAAAUUGGAUAUUUUGGUGCAAGAACUUAA
Messenger RNA from Brugia pahangi, 225 nucleotides. NCBI's taxonomy places the organism in Eukaryota, Metazoa, Nematoda, Chromadorea, Rhabditida, Onchocercidae. The record is from the annotation of a GenBank genome assembly.